GAAUCAGGGUGCGAGUUGAGGUUCUUUAGUCAGUGCUUUGGGAGGCCACGAAGAAAGCUCUAGGGUAAGACGAACGAAGAUUAAACGACGCGAAUAUUACACGGAAUUAGUGGAUGAGUGCGGUAUCAUAACUUUCGGUGAAUCUAAUAGUGAAUUGAGCGACCAUCGAAUACGUUUGCAAAGAAGUAAGUGUGCUUGGUGCGGAAUUUAGUACGAAGUCGACUUGUUCAUCUAUGUUAGCGGGAUAACGUGACAUUCGAGAAAGCAUGGGAGUGGCGGAGGAUUUCGCUCCCAGCUUCACACAAAAACCACAGCUAAGACAAGAAGAUGAUGGUAAUCGCCUCAUCUUCGAGUGUCAGUUACUUGCUUCCCCAAAACCCGACAUCCAAUGGUUCAGAAGCGAUACACUUCUUUCGGAGGAUGGCCGAACAAAUUUCAAAAUCCAAUCUGUGGGGACCAACAAGUUCCUUGUCGUCUUGGAAUUAGACGAUGUCAUAGAGGCCGAUGCUGGCUUAUACAAGGUCAAAGCGAAAAACAAGAUGGGCGAGGUAGCUGCCUCCAUCAACUUGAAUUUCAGCCCUAUGGAUGAGCCACGAGAAAAACAAAUCGACGGCAUCGCGCCCACCUUCGCCAAGAAACCAGCCAUCAGGCAGGAAGAAGAUGGUAAAAGAUUACUCUUCGAAUGCCGUAUUCAAGCUGAUCCUAGGCCGGUCGUCAGCUGGUUUCACAAUACCAACGCCGUUACUGAAGGUUCACGUCACAAGUUGAGGGUAGAUAAAGAUGGCCACUCGUAUUUUGCAACCCUUGAAAUCAAGAACGUUACCGUUGAGGAUGCUGGUAAAUACAAGGUUACUGCAAAGAACGAGUUGGGAGAGAGCAAUGCUACGAUCAGUCUCAACUUCGACAGCGAUGAAGCUCCAGUACCCGAUCAAGAGGGCAUCAAGCCGACCUUCACCGAAAGACCCAUCAUUCGCCAAACAGAUGACGGGGCGACGAUAACGUUUGAAUGUAGGUGCGUCGGAGAACCCAGGCCGGAUAUACAAUGGUUCCACGGGAAGAAGGAGAUCAAAAUGGCCGGAAGAUACACCAUGUCCAUGGAGAUGGAUCAAAAGUUGUAUUAUUUAGCACGAUUAGAAAUCAAUAACGUCGAAAAUUCCGAUAAAGGGGAGUACAGGGCCAUAGCCAAAAACAAAUAUGGCGUCGGAACCGCGACGAUAAAUCUUAAUUUCGAGGGCGACGGUAAACCAAAGAUUCCGGAUGGAAAAGCGCCGCGAUUUCCGAAAAAGCCCACUAUACGACAAGAUGGUGAUGUCCUGGUUAUGGAGUGCCUCCUCGAAGCAAACCCCGCGCCGGAUAUCACGUGGUACCACGGAAACCAGACGAUCGCGGACAAUACACGCGUGAGAAUGUUCCGAAAAGCCAUCAGCAAAGACACCUACAUGUUAACGUUAGAAAUUUCGAAUCCGACACGAGAAGAUGGCGGAAACUAUCGCUGUAACGCAUUCAAUAACUUUGGGGAAAGCAAUGCUAAUAUUUCCCUUAACUUCCAAGGCGGAGACGAUGCUGCCGGCUUCGCACCAUCUUUCAUCGAGAAACCCAAGAUCAUCCCCAACGAAAGCGGCACCCUCAUCACGAUGAAGUGUAAAUGCAAGGCCAAACCAAAGCCAGAAGUCACUUGGUUCCGCGGCACCACCGCCGUUAAGGAAUCCGCUAAAAUCAAGAUAUCCGUCCUCGAUAAAGAAGAGGACAUCUACGAACUCACACUCGAAAUUAAAGACCCCACCGCACCCGAUGGCGGCACAUAUCGGUGUCACGUCAAAAACGAAUUUGGCGAAAGCAAUGCUAAUCUAAACCUUAACAUCGAAGCCGAACCAGAACCCGAAGGUGAUGGACCAACAUUUGUUGAAAAACCAAGAAUUACAUCGCACCAAGGCGGAAAAUUAGUCGUCAUGGAUUGCAAGGUUCGUGCUAAUCCCAAACCAACGAUAGUCUGGUACCGAGAAGGUCAAGUAGUAAAAGAAUCCAGCAAAAUAAAAAUAGUCAUCGAAAAAAUCGAAGAAGAGAUUUAUUACAUAAAACUCGAACUCAAAGAUCCCGAUACCGAAGACUCAGGUCUUUACAAAUGCAACAUCAAAAACACUUUAGGAGAACUCAACGCGAAUCUCACACUUAACAUCGAAAUCAUUCCCGUCAUUAAAGAAAAACCGAAAGUUAUCAAAAUCGUUAAAAAACGCACAGUUAUCGUUGAAUGUAAAGUGCUUAGCAAGUUCGCGCCUGAUUGCACUUGGUUUAAAGAAUCGACGGCCGUCAAAGAAGACACUAGACACAAAGUCCAAGUUGAACAAGUUAAAGAUGGUGAAUUCGCGGUUAAACUCGAAAUUUGUGAAAUCGAGAAAUCCGAUAAAGGCAUGUACAAACUUGUCGCUCGCAAUGAAAAGGGCGAGGCUACUUCACAAACGGUUGAAGUAACCGAUCUUCCACCUGAAGAAAAACCGAAAGGAGAUAAACCAAAAUUAACACAAUUAACUAAUGUGACUACCGAAGAAGGUAAAACGGUUGAUUUUAUAUCAACUUUGAAAGUUACCGAUAAAACGGUUGUUAUAACAUGGUACAAAAACACCACGAUUAUUCGAGAAUCAUCUGAUGUUUCGAUCUCUUUCGAUGGCUCAGUUGCCAGAUUGACUAUUAGUAAGUGCAAAAUAUCUCACGCUGCAACCUACAAGAUUGUUGCUAAGAACGAAUUUGGCGAGGAUGAAUCCAUCGCUACAUUAACGGUUGUUGAGAAGAAGGAGAAAAAGAAGGAGGAGGAAGAAAAGGAAGAGGAAAAAAAGGUUGAAAAGAAAGAAAUUGUCGAAGAAAAGAAAAAAGAAGAAAUAAUUGAAAAGAAGAAAAUCGAAGAGAAAAAGAAGGAAGAAGAAAAGAAAAUGAACGAUGUCGAUAAGAAAAAACCAGCAGAAAAGGAGCCGGAGAAAGCCAAACCAGGCAAGAAAGUUAGCAAGGUUGAAGAACUUAAGACGGAAUCUCGAAGAAGUUCGGUUGUUAAAGUGGAACAAAAGAUCGUUCAAGAUGGGGAAACUAAAUCAGAAAGUAGACGGUCUUCUAUUCAGGUUGAGGAACAAAUUUCCGAUUCCCGUCGCUCUUCCAUUGUAGAAGAAAAGAAAAAGAAGGUCGUGAAGAAAACCGCUGUUAAGGAAACGACACCUACAAACGACGUUGAAGCAAAAACUGAAACGAAAAUAGAAGAAGAAAAGAAGGUGACGGAAAAGAAGCUUAAAGAAAAAGUUGCUGAACCAGAGAAGAAGCCGAAAGAAAAAUCGGCCGAACCUGAAAAGAAACCAAAAGAUAUCGAACCUGAAAAACCAAAAGCAAAAUCAGUUGAAGAUAAAAAGGUUGAAGAUAAAAAGAUUGAAGAACCCUCUGUAAUUGAGAAGAAACCUUCAUUGAAGGCGCCAGAAUUAAUCGUUCCUCCGGAAGAACCCCCGAAACUUAGAAAAGUAUCAAAAGCUGGAGAGAGCGAAGAAGUCGCCAACGACAAAGUGAAACUGACGGAGGAAAAAACUAAUGCCAAGGUUAUCAAACCCAAACUCGACCGACCCAAGUACCAACCUCAGUCUGCUACUUCGGAGUCAUUCUUGAACGUUCAGUUGAAGGCUGUUACUAAGGAGGCUAAAGAGGCUCAGCAGGCUGAACAAUCUCAAAUUGCGCUUAAGAAAACGACAGAGAAGGGGAAGGAGGCUGCGAAAAAGACGGUGAAGAAAGGUGAAAAGAUGGAAAAAUCAUAUGAGCUGCCGGAGAUUCCUGAUUAUGAACGUCCAGUGUUAGAGAAGUUUGAGCCUCAUGAUAUGCCGGAGUACGCCGGCAGGGAUAAGACAAAAUUAACAAAGGAUUAUCCGAAGGUGCCGGAGAUCAAGAAACCGGAGGCGCCCAAGAUCGAGAUUCAGAAGGAGAAACCUCCCGAGAUUCAAAAAGAGAAGAGUCCAGAACCGAGGAAGACAUCUUUAGCACCUGGUACUGGCGCUCCUCGCAGAGGUUCUUUGGUUCCACCAGAAGAAGUGGGACGCAGGGCUAGCUUGAUCAUCACAGAUGAGAGCAAAAAAGGCCUCAGACCUGGGGAAUUAGACGAAGGAAAGCGACGUCGUGCAAGUUCCGACGUGCGAAGACCAAGCUUGGCUGAACUUGAAGAUAUGAUUAAUAAACCCAGCACACCUCUAAGACCAACCGGAAGUGGAGGCCCACCGAUUAUCGUUGAUGUACAAGAAAGUUAUUCAGCUGUUGAAGACCAAAAUGCUUACAUCACGGUUCAAGUCGAGGGUAACCCUGCUCCUACAUUCAAAUUUUAUAAGGGUGUUAGUGAAGUUAUCGAAGGUGGUCGUUACAAAUUUUUGACAGAUGGCGAAUACAAUUUGAUUACACUUUGUAUAAGAAAAGUAAAACCAAACGAUGAACAACAAUAUAAAAUUGUUGUUUCGAAUAUGCACGGUGAAGAUAGUGCGGAAAUGAUGCUAUACGUUUCUGAUGCUAGUGGAAUGGAUUUCCGUGCGAUGUUAAAAAAGAGGAAAUACGCAAAAUGGGAUGAAAACAAAGGUGAUCCGGAUUGGGGCGAUUUGAAAGAAGUGGAGAAACCAAUGCCGGCACUCAAGAAAGUUGAAAAGAAACAAGAGUCUUUCUUGAAACCCUUGGUCGAUCAAUUUGCGAAAGAAGGCAAGGAUAAGAAAGUUGUCUUUGAAGCUGGAUUCUCCAAACCAAACUGCAAACCAAAAUGGUUAUUCAGAAAAGACGAAUUAUUCUCGGGCUCGAAGUACAAGUUCAAAAACGAAAAUGAUAUGUAUCAGUUGAUCAUCAUGAAUCCUAAGGUAGAGGACAGUGGGAAAUAUACAAUCGAAAUAGGUGGUGUUACAUGCACGGGUUACUUAAACGUCGACGAACCAGAUCCUUGCUACACCUUCACCAAGCAAUUAAAAAAGAAAUACGACGGCUUCACCGAUCACGAUUUACUUCUAGAAUGUACGGUAAGCAGCAAUAUGGCCGUCGUGCUCUGGUACAAAGGCGAAGAAAAAAUCAAAGAAAGCAAGAAAUUUGAGAUAUCGAAAGAUAUGCAAGGAGUUUGCAAGCUAACCAUCAAAGAUUGCGUCUUCGAGGACGACGGAGAUUACUCUUGCAGAAUAAGCAAGCAAACAGAAAGAACAGACGCCAAAGUCGUCAUAAAAGAAUACCCCUACAAGUUUGUCAAAGUUUUGAAACAUCAACAACUCGUCGAGAAAGAAAACGUAACAUUAGUGUGCGAAUUAGACGACGAAGCCGGCGAAGUUAAGUGGUUCAAAGGCGACCAAGAAAUUAAGGCAGAUAAAAGGAUGAACAUUACCAAAGAUGGCCGUAAAAGGAAGCUGGUCAUCAAAGAUUCUAAAGUUACAGAUGCUGGGAUGUAUUCUUGCGUCAGUAACGCCGAUAAAACUGAAGCAGAGAUCGUCGUAAAUUAUCUUAACCGCUUCAACAAAAAACUCAAGGACACGGACGCAAUCGAACGCGAAAAAUUAAUCCUUGAAGUCGAACUCCAAGAUCAAACAGCUCCAGCCGAUUGGACCUUCAACGGUAAACCCAUCGAGCCUAACGAACGCGUCGAAAUUAAAAACUUAGGCGGUGGUCGCCACCAACUCGUCUUCAACAAACUCGAAAUGGAAGACGACGGCGAAAUCAUGUGCGAAUCGGGAAAAUUGCAAUCAUCCAUGAAAUUAACCGUAAAGAAAGGCGAGAGCAAACCAAUGAUCGACUUCCCAGACACUUACGAAGCUCCCGCGCAUAAAGCCAUCCUUAUGGAAGUCCCAUAUAAAGUUGAUGGCACCAGACAAACACCAAUCGAAGCAAAAUUAGUCAAAAACGAUAAAAUCCUCGGUGCCAAAGACGUCGAUAUCAUAAUAUCAGACGAUAAAGUCACCUUCAAAAUAAAAAAACCAUCGAGAGAUCAAUCCGGGCAAUACCAAAUUAAAAUCGGCAACGGGCAAGGUGAAGACACUAAAGACUGCAACAUCAUCAUGCAAGAUGUACCCACUCCACCUGAAAACGUUGAAGUGAUGGACGUCUUCCAAGACUCUUGCAUCAUCACAUGGAAGAGACCAACGGAUGAUGGAGGUUCUCCCCUCAUUCAUUACGUGGUCGAAAGACAAGACAUCAGUCUUAAAGGUGGUUUUGAAAACGUUGGCGAAUUAAAAGCUGGGGAACCUACCAAAUUUAAAAUUGAAGGAUUAACUCCUAAAAAGACUUACAAAUUUAGAGUUCGCGCGGUAAAUAAGUUAGGGCCAAGCGAACCAGGAAAUUACGCAAAACCGGUCUUAGCCAAAGAUCCUUGGGAUGAACCAAGCAAACCAAAGAACGUUGAAGUUGUUGAUUGGGACAAAGACCACGCCGAUCUUAAAUGGGAUAAACCAGAAAACGAUGGCGGCGCCCCAAUCACAUCUUACAUCAUAGAGUAUAAAGACAAAUUUGGCAAAGAUUGGGUUAAAGGAAUCGAAGUUUCCGGAGACCAAUUCUUAGGCACCGUUCCCGGGUUAAAAGAAAACAACCAAUACGAAUUCAGAGUUCGUGCUGUUAAUAAAGCAGGACCUGGCGAACCCAGCGAUGUCACCAAACCAAUCAUUGCUAAAUGCAGAUUCGUUAAACCAUACAUAAUCGGUAACGAUUUGAUUAACAUUGUCAUCAAAAAAGGUCAAACCAUUAAAUACGACAUCAAAUACGGCGGCGAACCCGAACCAGAAGUUAAAUGGAUGUUAGAUAAAAAAGAAAUUAAACAAGACGCCGAAGAACGCAUUACAAUCGAUAAAUAUGAAAGAAAUACUGUCCUUACAGUUCGAAGAGCUGUAAGAGGCGAUAGCGGCAAAUACAUUUUAGUUUUGAGCAAUAGCUCGGGUACCGUUGAAGGUACAGCCGAUGUAGUUGUUUUAGACAAACCCUCACCGCCGAAAGGACCCCUUAAAGUCGAAGAGGUACGCUCAGAUCACGUCAAAGUGAAAUGGCAAAAACCAGAUGAUUUUGGCGGCACCGAUCUUACCGGUUAUGUUUUGGAAAAGAUGGACAUGGACACCGGAAGGUGGAUCCCCGCCGGAGAAGUUGGCCCUAACGAAGACACCUUCACUUUCAAGGGAUUAACACCCAAAAAGAAAUACAAAUUUAGAGUCAGAGCUAAAAACAAGGAAGGCGAAUCCGAACCACUCGAAACCGACGACGCCAUUUUGGCAAAGAAUCCUUACGACGAACCGGGCGCGCCUGGAAAACCAGAAAUCAUCGAUUACGACAAUAAGAGCGUCACGUUAAGAUGGGCCAAACCGGAAAACGACGGCGGAAGACCCAUCACGCAUUACACCAUUGAAAUGAAAGAUAAAUUCACUGCCGAUUGGAUUGAAGUAGCCACCACGGAAAAUAACGAACCUUGCGGAAAAGUUGAAGGAUUAAAAGAAAAGAUGGUUUAUCAAUUCCGUGUGAGAGCUCAUAAUAAAGCUGGUAAAGGUGCUCCAUCAGAAGCCACAGAUAAUCAUUUAUGCAAACAUAGAAAUCUUAAACCCCGCAUUGACCGAGAGACCUUCAAAACUGUUAUUAUUAAAGCCGGAAGAACACACAAAUGGUCAGUUGACAUCAGUGGUGAACCACCACCGACAGUUCGAUGGGUGUGGCGAGAUGAUAUUCCGCUAACGAAUAGCGAACGUAUUAAAAUAGAAAACGUGGAUUAUCACACUGAUUUUACAUUAACAAAUUGCGUCCGUAAAGAUACCGGAAAAUAUACUUUAAUAGCUGAAAACGCGAAUGGAAAAGAUCAAGAAACCGUGGAAUUGACGGUUCUUGGAAAACCUGGAGCUCCAGGUGGACCUCUCGUAGUUUCUGACGUCACAGCAACUAAAGCUAAAGUCGCUUGGAAAAAACCAGACGAUGAUGGAGGUUUGCCAAUUAAAGAGUACGAAAUUGAAAAGAUGGAUCUCGCCACUGGUAAAUGGGUGAGAUGUGGACGAGUACCUGGUGAUAAAGUCCCCACUGAAUUCGAAGUAACCGGGUUAAAUCCCGGCUCUGAAUACAAAUUUAGAGUAACAGCUGUAAACGAUGAAGGAGACUCAGAACCUCUCGUUUCUGAUAAAGGAAUCGUAGCCAAGAAUCCAUUUGAUGAACCAACCAAACCUGGUACCCCAGAAAUCGUCGACUACGACAACAAAGGUGUCAACUUGAAAUGGGAGAAACCCAAAAGCGAUGGUGGCGCCCCAAUCGAAAAGUACAUCAUCGAAAAGAAAGACAAAUACAAACCAGAUUGGGAAAAAGCUGGAGAAACAAUCGGCGACCAACCCGAAGCGCGCAUUGAAGACCUAAAAGAACGCGGAGAAUAUCAAUUCCGCGUAGUUGCCGUUAACAAAGCUGGUCUCUCACCGCCUUCAGAUGCAUCAAAAAUGCAAAUGAUCAAACAUCGUGCGCUUAAACCCCGCAUUGAUAGAACAAAUUUGAAACCAAUUACAGUACGCGCCGGAAAAAUAGUAAAAUACGAUGUCGAUGUCCAAGGCGAACCUGCCCCUACUUGCACGUGGUUCCACAUCGAAAAAGAGCUAGCUUCAGAAGGUAACAUUGAAAUCACCAAUGUUGAAUAUAACACGAAAAUCAGCAUUACCAACACCAUUCGUAAAAACACCGGUGUUUACAAAAUCAAAGCUGUCAACGAACAUGGAUCAGAUGAAGCCGAAGUCGAAAUAACCAUCCUUAGCGCCCCAUCUAAACCUAAAGGACCUCUUAAAGUAUCCGACGUCACUAAGAACGGUGCUAAAUUAAAAUGGGAUAAACCAGAAGAUGAUGGUGGAAAACCAAUCACUGGUUACGUUGUUGAAAAAUUAGACAAAGCAACUGGACGCUGGGUACCAGUUGGAAGAACUUUAGAACCCGAAAUGGACGUUAAAGGUCUACAAGAAGGAAACGAAUACAAAUUUAGAGUGAAAGCCGUCAACGAUGAGGGAGAAUCCGAACCGCUAGAAACGGAAGGUUCGAUCAUUGCUAAAAAUCCGUUUGAUGUUCCUGGAAAACCAGGAACUCCCGAAAUCGUUGAUUGGGACUCCGAUCGCGUCGAGCUUAAAUGGGCCGCUCCAAAACACAACGGUGGAGCACCCAUUACCGAAUAUGUUAUUGAAAAGAAAGAGAAAUUCUCAACGUCUUGGGAUGAAAUCUUAAAAACGAAUUCUUCAGACUGCGAUGCUAUCGUUACAGGACUUAAAGAAGGAAAUACUUAUCAAUUUAGAGUGCGCGCCGUAAACAAAGCAGGUCCAGGUGAACCUUCAGAUGGUACUCAACCCCACGUUACUAAAGCCAGGCAUAAGAGGCCAUUGAUUAAUCGCGAAAAACUCCACACUGUGAAAGUUCGCGCGGGACAAUUAGUCAAAUUCGAUGUUGAUGUCCAAGGCGAACCCCCACCGACAAUUACCUGGAACUUCGCAAAUAAAGUCCUCGAGAGUAAUAACCACACCAAAAUCGAGAACGAAGAUUACAACACCAAGUUUACUAUGACUGGCACAACCAGAAAAGACACAGGAAAAUACACGAUUAGAGCCGAAAACGAAUCAGGAUUCGAUGAAGCUCCCGUCGAAGUAAUCAUCCUUGAUAAACCAGGAAAACCGGAAGGACCAUUAGAAGUCUCGGACGUCCAUAAAGAAGGCUGUAAACUUAAAUGGAAAAAACCCAAAGAUGAUGGGGGACUCCCACUCACCGGAUACGUUCUUGAAAAACAAGAAGCCGGAUCAGGGAGAUGGGUUCCCGCUGGAUUUAUCGACCCAGAUAAAACAGACCAUGAAAUCACCGGUUUAGAACCAAACAAGCGUUACGACUUUAGAGUAAAAGCAGUUAACGAAGAAGGCGAAUCUGAACCUCUCGAAUCCGACGCCUCCAUUUUGGCCAAAAAUCCAUUCGAUAUUUCCGCACCUCCCGGUUUACCUGAAAUUGUAGAUUGGGACGAACAUUCCGUCAAACUCAAGUGGGAUAAACCAAUUCGUGAUGGCGGAGCUCCAAUCACCGGCUACAUCAUCGAAGCUAUGGAUAAAAACACCGGGCACUUUGCAAAAGUUGCGGAAGUUGGCCCGACUUGUCAAGGAACAGUUGGAAAACUUGAGGAGGGCAAUCAAUACAAAUUUAGAGUUAGGGCUAUUAACAAAGCUGGUCAAUCAGAACCAUCCGAACAAACCAAUUGGCACACCGCUAAACCAAGAUGGUUGAAACCAUUGAUCGAUCGCACAAACUUGAAACCAUUAACGAUCAAAUCAGGCCUCUCUAUCAGUUUAGACAUCAACAUCCAAGGUGAACCUCCACCGAAAGUUACUUGGUUCUUCAACGGCCAAGAACUUCAAGGAGACGAAAUUAUGCGCAUCGAUAACAUUGACUAUAACACGAAAUUCUUCGUUCUUAAAUCAAAACGGACUAUGUCAGGAAAAUACACAAUCACCGCUAAGAACGAGGUUGGAGAAGACACAGCCGAUAUCGACAUCACGAUCUUGGGUAAACCAGGAAAACCCAAAGGACCUUUGGAAGUAUCAGACGUAACCAAACAUGGUUGCAAACUUAAAUGGAAAAAACCGGAAGAUGACGGAGGUGCUCCAAUUGAUCAUUACGAAAUCGAAAAACUUGAUCCUUUAACUGGUCAGUGGUUACCUUGCGGAAGAAGCAACGAACCCGAAGCAACAGUAACCGGACUCCAAGAAGGCAAACCCUACAAAUUUAGGGUAAAAGCCGUAAACAAAGAAGGAGAAUCCGAACCCCUCGAAACCGAAAAAACAAUCAUCGCUAAAAAUCCAUUCGAUGAACCAGGCAAACCAGGUCGUCCAGAUCUUAAAGAUUGGGACAAAGACUUUGUCGAACUUGCAUGGAAACCACCCGCGAACGACGGUGGUGCCCCUAUUGAAAAAUACAUCAUUCAAAUGCACGAUAAAGCCGGACGUGGUUGGAUUGAUGCUGCUACAGUACCCGGAGAUAGAACAGCCGGUAGAGUUGAUACGGUCGAAGAAGGCCACGAAUACGAAUUCCGUAUUGUUGCUGUAAAUAAAGCUGGGCCUAGCGAACCUAGCGAUCCAUCUAAACCCGUAAUUGCCAAACCACGAUUUUUGGCACCUAAAAUCGAUCGUAAGAAUCUCCAAAAGAAAACUUUGCGCGUUGGGCAACUCCUUCGCAUUGAAGCAGAUGUCCAAGGUGAACCUGCACCUACAGUUGUAUGGACCCUCAAAGAACAAACUUUAAGAACAACCGACAGAUUAAAAAUUGAGAAUGAGGAUUACCACACCACAUUCAUUCUUCAAAAAGCUAAACGAUCAGAUACCGCUACAUACACCGUCACUGCGAGGAACGAUUCCGGUGUAGAUACAGUCGAUGUUGAAAUCUUGGUUCUUAGCAAACCAUCUAAGCCUAAAGGCCCUCUUAAAGUUUCUGAUGUAUCCGCGGAAGGUUGUAAAUUAAAAUGGGAACCCCCAGAAGACGACGGUGGUGAACCGGUUAAAGAAUACCUCGUUGAAAGGCAAGAUGUUGAAACUGGAAGAUGGGUUCCUGUUGCAACCACCAAAACCCCCGAAGCUGAUGUAACCGGAUUAAUCGAAGGAAAAGAUUAUCAAUUCCGAGUAAAAGCUGUGAAUUCCGAGGGCGAAUCGGAACCUUUAGUCACCGAUGCUCCAACCACUGCUAAGAACCCGUACACUGAACCAGAUGCUCCUGGUAAACCAGAACUUAAAGAUUGGAGUCGCAAUCACGCCGAUCUCAAAUGGGAAGCUCCGAAACAAGAUGGUGGAGCACCAAUCACAGGAUAUGUCGUUGAAAAGAAGAACCCCAUUACUGGAAAAUGGGAGAAAGCUGUUGAAGUUCCAGCAAAUAAAACUGAAGCGAGAGUACCUGAUUUACAAGAAGGACAGAAGUAUCAAUUCAGGGUCAAAGCCGUUAAUAAAGGUGGCGAAAGUAAACCUUCACCUCCUUCAGAAACCAUCACUGCUAAAGAUAGAUUUGUUCCACCUAAAAUUGAUAGAACCCAUCUUAAAGAUAUCACCGUUAAAGCCGGACAACUUAUUAAACUCGACGUUAAAGUUUCUGGUGAACCCCCACCAACUAAAACUUGGUUCCUUAACAAAGCUCGUAUCGAAAAACGAGACGACAUCACUAUUGAUUUAGAAGAUUAUAAAACUAAAUUUGUUAUAACCAGCGCUGCAAGAAUACACACUGGUUCAUUAACAUUAAAAGCAGAAAACACCAGUGGCAAAGAUGAAGCUACUAUUCAAAUUAAAGUUUUGGAUAAACCAGCUAAACCUGAAGGACCUCUUAAGAUCAGCGACGUUCAUAAAGAAGGUUGUAGUUUAAGGUGGAAUCCACCACUUGAUGAUGGUGGUUCUCCCAUCGAUUAUUAUCAAGUUGAAAAAAUGGAUAAAGACACCGGACGGUGGGUUCCGGCUGGAAGAGCUAAAGAACCCAAAAUCGAUCUUGAUAACUUAGAACCUGGUCAAGAAUACAAAUUUAGAGUAGCCGCUGUUAACUCUGAGGGUGAAUCAGUUCCUUUGGAGGCAGAAGAAAGUAUUAUCGCUAAAAAUCCAUUCGAUGAACCUGGUGCUCCUGGUAAACCUGAGGUUACCGAUUGGGACAAAGACCACGUAGACCUACGAUGGACUCCACCAGCGAACGAUGGUGGAUCUCCAAUCACAGGGUACAUCAUCGAGAAAAGGGAGAAAGGUUCUCCCAAAUGGACAAAAGCCGGCGAAACGGGUCCUCAUGACACCAAAGGAACAGCCGAUAAUCUCGACGAAGGCGUCGAAUAUGAAUUCCGCGUACGUGCGGUUAAUGCUGCUGGGCCAGGCGAACCCAGCGCUGCCUCCAAUUCCGUCAUAACCAAACCCAGAAGAUUGGCUCCUAAAAUCGAUAGAAGAACUUUGCAUAACAUUACUGUUAAAGAAGGAGAACCAAUCUAUAUUGACGUCAAAGUAUCUGGAGAACCUGCACCUGAAAUUACGUGGUACCAAGACGACAAGACCAUCAUCCCCGGCGGUAGCCGCCGUAUUGAUAACAUUCCUUACAACUCCAAAUUCUUCAACGAUAAACCCGAACGCAAGGAUACUGGAGUUUAUAAGAUACAAGCCACGAAUAAAUACGGGCAGGAUACGGCAGAAAUAGAAAUUAACGUCAUUUGCAAACCAGGAAAACCAGAAGGUCCACUCGAAGUUAGCGACAUUCACAAAGAUGGGUGCACCCUCAAAUGGAAAAAACCAAAAGACGACGGCGGCGAACCAAUCGAAAACUACGUCGUUGAAAAACUUGAUCCAGAAACCGGUAUUUGGCUACCAGUUGCUAAAACAGAUGGUCCAAUACCAGAAUUAAAAGUAGACGGCCUUGUACCAGGUCAUGAAUACAAAUUCCGCGUUAAAGCCGUUAAUAAAGAAGGCGAAUCAGAACCUUUGGAGACACUAGGAACCAUUGUUGCAAGAGAUCCAUUCACAACUCCAAGCAAGCCAGGUGCUCCAGAACCCGAAGAUUGGUCCGCAAACCACGUUGAUCUUAAAUGGUCCGAACCCCCAUCCGAUGGUGGAUCUCCAAUUACCGGUUACAUCAUUGAAAUGAAAGAUAAAUACAGCCCUCUUUGGGAAAAAGCUAUCGAAACAACCACUUCUAAACCAGCCGCUACAGUAACUGGAUUAGUCGAAGGAAAUGAAUAUCAAUUCAGAGUAAUCGCAGUUAACAAAGCUGGCCUCAGUGCACCCUCAGAACCCGGCAAAACCUUCGUUGCCAAACCAAGAUUUUUGGCGCCGAAAAUCGAUCGACGCCACCUUCACGAUAUCACUUUAUCGUCUGGUUCGGCGCUCAAAUUCGAAGCGAACAUCAUUGGUGAACCCCCACCGACGGUUGAAUGGAAAUUCAACGCGGUUACUUUAAGAAACGACAAAAAAACUUUAAUUGAUAACGUCGAUUAUUUCACUAAGAUCGCGAUUAGACCAGUUAAACGCGAAGAUAGCGGGGAAUACACCGUUACAGCUUCAAAUUCUUCUGGUAGAGAUGUUCACGUCAUCAAUGUAACAGUAACGGAUAAACCAUCACCUCCCGAAGGUCCACUACAAGUUUCUGACGUCCAUAAACACGGAUGCAAAUUGAAAUGGAAGAGACCUAAAGACGACGGCGGUACUCCUAUCGAAUACUAUCAAGUUGAUAAGCUUGAUGAAGAAACAGGAUGUUGGGUACCUUGUGGAAGAUCGACAGAACCUAACCUUGAAGUCAAUAACUUAACCCCAGGAAAAGAAUACAAAUUCCGAGUUGCCGCUGUAAAUGCGGAAGGCGAAUCAAAACCUUUAGAAACUGAACAUUCGAUUAUUGCUAAGAAUCCAUUUGAUGAACCUGGACCACCAGGACACCUUAAAGCUACAGAUUGGGAUAAAGACCACGUCGAUCUUGCUUGGACUCCACCUGCCAACGAUGGAGGCUCCCCAAUAACUGGCUAUAUCGUCGAAAAGAAAGACAAAUUUGGUGAAUGGGAAAAAGCUUUGGAAGUCCCAGCCACCGCUCUUAAAGCCACAGUACCCGAUUUAAUCGAAGGUCAACCGUACGAAUUUAGAGUCCGCGCAGUGAACGCAGCUGGACCUGGUGACCCUAGCAACGAAACCCCAACGAUUAUCGCUAAAGCCCGCAACCAAGCUCCUAAAAUCGAUAGAACUAACCUCAUCGAAGUUAGAAUUCGCGCCGGACAAAACUUUGGAUUUGAUGUUAAAGUCACCGGCGAACCCAUGCCCACAACUAAGUGGUUAAUUAAGGGUAAAGAGAUCAAAUCCAGUGAUAGAGUUAAAAUACAACACUCUGAUUACAACACCAAAAUAAGCAUCAAAGGCGCAACUAGAGCUGAAUCUGGAACUUACACCGUCACCGCUGAAAACGUAAACGGCAAAGACAUCGCCGAUGUAGAAGUAAUCGUUUUAGACGUCCCAAGCCCACCUGGUGGACCACUCAAAGUUUCUGACGUACACGCCAACGGUUGCAAACUCAACUGGCGACCACCAGCUGAUGAUGGUGGCCAACCCGUUGAAUGCUACGUUGUUGAAAAAAUGGAUGAAGCCACCGGAAGAUGGGUACCCGUUGGAGAAACCGACGGCCCAUCCACAUCCAUGAACGUCGACGGUCUUACACCCGGCAAAAAAUAUAAAUUCAGAGUACGAGCAGUUAAUAGACAAGGCAAAUCUGAACCACUAACAACAGAUAAAGCUAUUGAAGCUAAAAAUCCAUUCGACGAGCCCGGAAAACCAGGAGUACCUGAAAUAACCGAUUUCGACAAAGACUUCGUCGAACUUAAAUGGGACAAACCGGAAACUGACGGUGGUUCACCGAUUACCGGCUACAUCAUUGAAAAACGCGACAAAUACAAUCCCAAUUGGGAGAAAUGUGCCGAAGUUGAAGGCGACGCCACCGUUGGAAAAGUUAACGAUCUCAUUGAAGGCACCCCAUAUGAAUUCCGAAUUCGUGCAGUGAACAAAGCGGGACCUGGUGUUCCUAGCGACGCUUCUAAAAUCCACGUUGCAAGACCUAAAAAUCUUGCACCUAAAAUCGACCGAAACGCUUUCGGUAAUAUUAAGAUUCGUGUUGGGCAAUCGUUCGAAUUUAACGUUCCUGUUAUCGGGGAACCCCCACCGACGAAGGAAUGGAUGACCAAAGAUUGUCUCAUCCUCGCAACAGAUCGCAUUAAAAUCACCAAUGAGGAUUACCUCACUAAAUUUAAAUUAACCGAAGCUAAACGAUCAGAUAGUGGCGAGUACACAUUAGUAGCUAAAAAUCGCAAUGGUAAAGAUACCGCUACGGUUACUGUUGUUGUUAUGGAUAUUCCAACAGCUCCAGAAGGGCCACUCAAAGCUGAUAAUGUCACCAAGAAUUCACUUAACCUUCACUGGAGACCACCAAAAGACGACGGUGGUUGCGAAAUCACUCAUUACGCCGUUGAGAAGUUGGAUAUGGAGAAUAUGAGGUGGGUGCCUGUUGGAGAAGCUGUUGGAACUUCAAUGAGAGUAGACCAUCUCGUUGAAGGACACGAUUAUAAAUUCAGGGUUAAAGCUUGCAACAAAUUAGGAGAAUCUGCACCUUUAACCACACUCGAGAGUAUCACUGCUAAAGAUCCGUUCAGUAAACCAGAUAAACCCGGCCAACCACAAGCUACCGAUUGGGAUAAGGAUCAUGUCGACUUAGAAUGGACCGCUCCUAAGAAAGAUGGAGGCAGUCCCAUCACCGGUUAUAUCAUUGAAAAGAGACCUAAACACGGAACUUGGGAGAAAGCAUGCGAAGUGCCUGGUAAUCAAACGAAAGGAACCGUUCCUGAUCUAACGGAAGGUGAAGAAUACGAAUUUAGAGUUAUCGCUGUUAAUAAAGGUGGACAAAGCGAACCUAGCGAAGCUUCUCUACCUGUAAUCGCUAAACCAAGAUUCCUUGCACCCAACUUUAAUAAGACACUCUUACACGAUAUUACGGUUAAAGCUGGUAGCAGAAUUAGUUAUAAUAUUCCUAUUGAAGCCGCGCCAAAACCAACUGCCCAAUGGGCUAAAGAUGGCAGAGAAAUCCAUUCGAGCGAUAGAGUCGAUAUGUUCGUCUCGACUAGCCGUGUAACAUUUGAUAUUGCAUCCGCUUUAAGGUCUGAUACUGGAAGAUAUACUUUAACAUUAAAGAACGACUUGGGUCAAUGUUCAGCAUCUGCCAGUGUUACAGUUAUAGAUAGACCUGGACCACCGCAAGCACCACUCGAUGUGAGUUGUGUCACUAAAGAAAGUGCUCGUAUCAGCUGGAAACCACCGAAAGAUGACGGUGGUUCACCAAUUCUCCACUAUAUCGUUGAAAAAAUGGAUGUUUCCCGUGGAAUUUGGUCAGAUGCCGGCAUGGCUACAAUUACAUCUCACGAUAUCACCAGAUUGGUUCAUCGUAAAGAGUAUUAUUUCCGAGUUAAAGCUGUUAAUGCUGUAGGGGAAUCUGAACCAUUAGAAACUCCAAGAAGCAUUAUCGCCAAAAACGAAUUUGAUGAGCCAGACGCUCCUAGCAAACCUGCCGUUACCGAUUGGGAUAAAGAUCACGUUGACCUUGAAUGGAAUCCUCCCAAGAACGAUGGAGGAUCUCCCAUCACCGGUUACAUUAUCCAAAAGAAAGAAAAAGGAAGUCCCUAUUGGAUCAACGCAGUUCACGUACCUGCUAAAUCCAACUCUGCCACUGUUCCUGAUUUAACAGAAGGACAAGAAUACGAAUUUAGAGUCAUUGCUACUAACGCUGCAGGUCAAAGUGAACCAUCAGAACCUUCAGAUCUUGUCACAGCUAAAGCUAGAUUCCUUGCUCCAAAGAUCAAAACACCACUUAACGAUAUUAGAAUCAAAGCAGGACUCAUCCUGCAUGUUGAUAUUGACUUUAUCGGCGAACCAACGCCGGACGUCAUAUGGACCGUUGGAGGAAAAUCUCUUACAGCUGAUGAACGUACUUCAGUAACAUCAAUCGGCCAUCACACUAUUAUACACACUGUCAAUGCUAAACGAUCAGAUAGCGGCCUUUAUAACUUGCACUUAAAGAAUAGCUCGGGAAUGGAUGAAGGGUCAUUCCAAGUCAUUGUUUUAGAUCGCCCUGGACCACCGGAAGCUCCAUUGGAAUACGAAGAAAUUACAGCACAAAGUGUAACAUUAUCAUGGAAACCACCAAAGGAUAAUGGAGGAAGUGAAAUAACUGGUUAUGUUAUUGAAAAACGCGAUUUAACACAUGGAGGUGGCUGGGUGCCAGCCGUAAAUUACGUCAACCCCAAGUUUAAUCACGCCUCAGUUCCAAGAUUGAUCGAAGGCACUAAAUACGAAUUUCGAGUUUUCGCCGAGAAUUUACAAGGACGUUCAGAUCCAUUGAAUACUCAAAAACCAGUUGUCGCGAAGAACCAAUACGAUGUUCCUGGAAAGCCUGGCAAACCAGAGCUUGUGGAUAGCGAUAAAGAUCAUAUUAAGAUUAAAUGGAGUGCUCCAAUCAGCAACGGUGGCUCCCCCAUUAUGGGGUAUGACAUUGAAAGGAGAGAUCGGGCCACCGGGCGCUGGAUAAAACUGAAUAAGGACCCCGUUCCUGGACAAAGUUAUUAUGACGACAGAGUUCAAGAUGGCCACCAAUACGAAUAUAGGGUAUCUGCAGUUAACGCCGCAGGACCCGGUAAACCAAGUGAUGCCUCAAGUGUAUUCACAGCUAAACCAAUGAAAGAAAAACCGAAACUCUUCUUGGAUGGCAUCAUCGGGCGCAAGAUCAAAGUUAGAGCUGGCGAACCAAUUAACAUCGACAUCCCACUCGCUGGUGCACCAAUCCCAACCGUCGAGUGGUGCAAAAAUGCUAUUCGAAUUCCAGAAUCUAACAGAGUAUCCACUGACACAAACAGCGAAAGAACCAGAUUGCGCGUUGAAGCAUCCAAUAGAGACGAUUCUGGAAAAUACACCGUUACAGCUAAGAAUGAAUACGGCUCAGAUUCCGGUGAUAUCGAAGUAAUCGUUGUUGAUAAACCAGGCGUACCGAGAGGACCUUUAACCUACACAGAAACUACCCAAGAAACUGUAUCAUUAUCUUGGAACCCACCCUUAGAUGAUGGAGGUGGUGACAUCACUAAUUACAUCGUUGAAGUAAGCGAAUUCGGCACAGAUUCAUGGAGACCUUGUCCCGGAUUCUGUCCAAGACCAGCCUUCACCGUUCGCGGCCUCACCGAAGGCAAAAAAUACGUAUUCCGCGUUAGAGCGGAAAAUAUUUAUGGCGUUUCUGAACCAUUAGAAGGCAAACCUGUUAUUGCCAAGAGUCCAUUUGAUCCUCCAGGUGCUCCUCAUCAACCAGAAGUACUUGGAUAUACACCUUCAAGUUGCUCCUUAGCUUGGAAACCUCCUACUUAUACCGGAGGAAAACCAAUUACCGGGUAUUAUAUUGAAAAACGCGAACGCGGUGGCGAAUGGAUGAGGGUUAAUAAUUAUCCAACACCGAAUAAUACUUAUACUGUUCAAGAUUUACGCGAAGGUAACAAAUAUGAAUUUAGGGUAGUUGCCGUUAAUGAAGCUGGACCUGGUGAACCAAGCAAACCAACUGAACCUAUUAUUGCUUCCCAUCAAAGAUUCAAACCAGAUCCACCUGAACCACCAAAAGCAGAUCGUGUUACAAAAGAUAGUGUUACACUUUCUUGGAGACCACCGCGUAACGACGGAGGUUCUAAAAUUAAAGGUUACAUCGUGCAACAAAGGAAAAAAGGAGAGGAUGAUUGGAGCGACGUCAACGCAAUUCCAAUCCCAGGAACAGUACAUACAGUUCCAAGACUUAAAGAAGGUGAAGAGUACCAAUUCAGAGUUAUUGCCGUAAAUGAUUUAGGUAAUUCCGAACCAAGCAAAGCAAGCCCAUAUAUCCUCAUUGAAGAACAACCAAAUAAGCCCGUUAUGGACCUCGGUGGAGUAAGAGAUAUAACCGUAAGAGCCGGCGAAGAUUUCAGCAUCCAUGUGCCAUACGUUGGGUUCCCAAGACCCACCGCAUCUUGGUUUGCCAACGAUAAGAUUUUAGAUGAAACAGACACCAGAGUAUUCCCACAAUUAGCUGAUGAUUACGCUAGUAUUAUCGUCAAAAACUCGAAACGCACAGACAGUGGCCAAUAUAGACUACAACUUAGAAACCCAUCGGGUUACGACACCGCUACGAUUAACGUUAAAGUACUCGAUCGUCCUGGUAAACCAGAAAACCUUCGAGCCGACGAAUUUGCCGGAGAUGCUCUUACUUUGUAUUGGCAACCACCGAAAGAUAACGGAGGGGCGGAAAUUACAAAUUACAUCGUCGAAAAGAAAGAAGCCAAAUCACAAACUUGGUCGAAAGUUAGCAGCUACGUCACAGUUCCAUUCAUUAGAAUUAGAAAUCUCACGCUUGGUCGUGAAUACGAUUUCCGCGUUAUCGCCGAAAAUCAAUACGGACAAAGCGAACCUGCCGUUACUUCUGAACCAAUCAAAGCUCGUCAUCCGUUUGAUCCCCCAGGACCACCUGGAGUACCUAGAGGUGUUGAUUCCUCCGAAGAUUCCAUCACAAUUAGCUGGAAUAAACCACGCCACGAUGGUGGGUCACCAAUUACAGGAUAUGUCGUUGAGAAGAGAUUAAUUUCUGAAGAUAAAUGGACCAAAGCUUCUCACGCAAUCGUUCCAGAUCUUACAUUAAAGGUAAUCAACUUGAUUGAAAAUCACGAAUAUGAAUUCCGCGUAGCAGCUAUAAACGCAGCUGGACAAGGACCAUGGUCAGGCGCUUCCGAUAUCCUCGUAGCGAGAGCCCCACCAUCAGCUCCCAAAAUCACUUCUGAUCUAAGCAUCCGCGAUAUGAUUGUAAUCGCUGGUGAAGAAUUCAGAAUUACCGUCCCUUACACUGCCAGUCCAAAGCCGAGAGAAACUUGGAGCAUAAACGGAGAUGAAGUUAUCCAAGAUCACCGAAUUAAAUUUGAAACUACCGAUAUUGCGUCAAUCUUCCACAACAAAUCAGCCAAGAGAUCCGACAGUGGUGGCUACACAAUCAAACUUACGAACAGCGUAGGUUCUGAUGCUGCCUCUUGCCGUGUUUUAGUCGUGGAUAAACCACAACCACCACAAGGACCAUUAGAUGUAUCCGAUAUCACUCCCGAUAAUUGCUCGCUCGCUUGGAGAGCACCAUUGGAUGAUGGAGGUUCACCAAUUACAAAUUACAUCGUUGAAAGAUUCGAACCGAGUGGAAUAUGGACAAAGGUCAGCAGUUUUGUUCGCAACACUCAUUAUGACGUUAUGGGAUUAGAACCAAAUAAGAAGUACAGUUUUAGAGUUAGAGCUGAAAAUCAAUACGGUAUCAGUGAACCACUAGAAACUUUAGAACCAAUCACAGCGAAAUUCCCCUUCACGGUACCAGACGCACCUGGAGCACCACGCGUUACAGAUUGGGAAACCACCACCAUUCACUUAGCUUGGGAUAGGCCCAAUAACGACGGUGGAUCUCGCAUUCAAGGUUACAAAUUGGAAUAUCGAGAUGUAUCAGAAAGCAGCUGGGUCACUGCUAGCGAUUAUCUUAUCAAAGAUAGUCAUUUUACGCUGUACAACAUGACGAGCGGAAGAGAAUACGAAUUCCGUGUACGUGCCAAAAACGCUGCCGGAUUUAGUAAACCAUCUGCAUCUUCCAGCAAAUUCAAACUUAAAGGGAAAUUCAACGUCCCAUCACCACCAUGUGCACCAAAAGUGGUUAAAGUUGGUAAAGGAUAUGUUGAUCUUAUUUGGGAACCACCAACAAGCGAUGGUGGUUCUAGAAUAACCGGAUAUAUCAUUGAAAAGCGAGAAAUCGGUAGCGCCGUAUGGACCAGGUGCAACGAAUACAACGUAACAGACACCAGUUACACCGCACUUAAUCUUAUCGACGGAUCAGAUUACGAAUUCAGAAUCUUUGCCGUUAACGCUGCCGGAAAAAGCGAUGCGUCAGCUUGCACCACCCCCGUUAAAGUAUGUGAAGUACUCGGCGGUGAAAAACCAGAAUGGCUCAAACAAUUAUCAAACCAAACAGUACCACUUGGAAGAACUCUCACGUUGGAAUGCGAAGCAUCUGGCAAACCUGCACCUACUUAUCGCUGGUUGAGAAACGGAAGAGAAAUUAAUCUCACCGGAAGAUUUAGACACGAAACUAGAGGAAAUACUGCUUUCUUACAUGUCUCUGAUGUUCUUAGCAUUGAUGAUGGAGAUUAUACUUGCGAAGCAAGUAAUGUUCUUGGAUCUGUAAGGACUACAUGCUCGGUUAAAGUUGGAUCGCCUCCAAGAAUCGAUCGCAUACCUGGUGAUUUAUACUUACCAGAAGGUGAUAACACCAAGAUUAAGAUUUACUACUCAGGAGAUCAACCAUUAGAUGUGAUCUUAACAAAGAGCGGCACCGUAAUUGAAGAAUCAGCUCAUAUUAAAUACACCGUCUUCGAUGAUUACAUAAUAAUCUUUAUUAAGGGUAUAACAAAAGAAGACGCGGGAUUAUACAAUUUGACGGUUAAAAAUGAUAGCGGAAGCGCGUCGGGUUCAUUCACAGUUUACAUAACCGGCCUUCCCGGACCGCCAAACGGCCCAUUAGAAACAACCGACAUCACCAAACAUACUUGCACCUUAUCUUGGAGACCCCCGAGUUACGACGGAGGAUUACGCGUUACCCAUUACGUUAUUGAACGCAAAGAUAUCAGUGGAACUCACUGGAUAACCAUCAAUUCAAGUUGCAGAGACACAACGUUUACCGUCCAAGGUUUGGCUGAAGGUCAAGAAUAUCUAUUUAGAGUAAUGGCAGUGAAUGAUAACGGAAUGGGACCUCCACUUGAAGGUGUCAACCCGAUAAAAGCUAAAGCACCUUACGACCCACCAUCACCACCUGGUGUACCUAAAGUUACCGAAGUUGGUGGUGAUUUCGUCAAUUUGGAAUGGACCAAACCGGAGUCGGAUGGUGGUGCUAGAAUCCAAGGUUAUUGGAUCGAUAAGCGCGAAGUUGGAAGCAACGCUUGGCAGAGAGUAAACGUUGCGAUUUGUUUACCCACCCAAAUCAAUAUUUCAAAUCUAAUAGAAGACCGCCAAUAUGAAUUUAGAGUGUUCGCGCAGAACAUCGCGGGAAUUUCCGAACCAUCUCAAGCUUCGUCUUCCGUUAAAAUCAAAGAUCCACUUUGCGCCACACCACCAGAAAUUAUCAAACCACUUAAAAACGCAAAUUGUAUUCAAAAUCACAACGCUAAAUUCGAAUGUACCAUCACCGGCGUACCGAAACCCACCAUCACUUGGUAUAAAGGUGCUCGAGAAAUCGUCAGCGGAUCCAAAUACCAAAUUUAUAGUGAAGGAGAUGUCCACCACCUCAACGUUAACGACAUCUACGGCGAAGACGCAGAUGAAUACGUUUGCAGAGCGGUUAAUAAAGGUGGAGUUAAAUCAACACGUGCAGAACUUGUUAUUAUGACACCGGCCAAAUUAAACAUUCCGCCAAGAUUCAGAGAUACCGCCUUCUUUGAUAAGGGUGAAAAUGUUGUUAUUAAAAUUCCGUUCACUGGGCAUCCUAAGCCUAGGAUAACGUGGGUUAGAGAAGGAGACACGAUCGAAUCCGGUGGUCAUUACCAUGUUGAAGUUAAAGAUCGUCACGCUAUUCUUACAAUUCGCGAUGGAAGCAAGUUAGAUAGUGGACCCUAUAGAAUUACAGCCGAAAAUGAUCUCGGACAAGAUUCCGCGAUCAUCAAAAUCCAAAUUAGCGAUCGUCCUGAUCCUCCAAGAUUCCCAGCUGUUGAUAGCAUCGGUACUGAUUCAUUGGCUUUAUCUUGGAAAGCUCCAGUUUGGGAUGGUGGUAGCAACAUUACAAAUUACUUGGUUGAAAGACGCGAACACCCAUUAAACACAUGGAUAAGAGUUGGCAACACAAGAUUCACCACAAUGGCCGUUAGCGGAUUAGCUCCAGGUCAUCAAUACGAAUUUAGAAUAUACGCCGAGAACAUUUACGGACGUUCCGAUCCGUCGGAAGUUAGCACGUUAGUUUCCACGAAAGACACCGGCAAAAAGAAAGAACAAAAGAGGAAAUACGAAGUUGAUGAGACCGGCAAAAAGAUUAGGGAGUCUCAUAAAGAACCAAUUAGAGACUACGAUCAAUACGUAUUCGAUAUUUACUCUAAAUAUGUCCCUCAACCAGUUGAUAUCAAAACGAGGAGUGUUUAUGAUGAUUACGAUAUCUUGGAAGAAAUCGGAACCGGCGCCUUUGGCGUAGUUCACCGAUGCAGAGAACGCAAAACUGGAAAUAUCUUCGCAGCUAAAUUCAUCCCGGUAUCUCACGCGAUGGAAAAAGAGCUUAUCCGCAAAGAAAUCGAUAUAAUGAAUCAACUACAUCAUCCCAAACUAAUCAACCUUCACGAUGCGUUUGAAGACGACGACGAAAUGGUUCUCAUAUACGAAUUCUUAUCCGGUGGAGAACUCUUUGAGAGAAUCACCGCCGAAGGAUACCAAAUGUCCGAAGCCGAAGUUAUUAAUUACAUGAGACAAAUUUGUGAAGGCAUCAAACACAUGCACGAGAAAAACAUCAUUCAUCUCGAUAUCAAACCCGAAAACAUCAUGUGCCAAACAAAGAAGAGUACCAACAUCAAAUUAAUCGACUUUGGUUUAGCAACCAAACUCGAUCCAAACGAAGUUGUUAAAAUUUCAACUGGAACUGCAGAAUUCGCAGCUCCCGAAAUCGUAGAACGCGAACCCGUGGGCUUUUACACAGAUAUGUGGGCCGUCGGUGUUUUGGCUUACGUCUUAUUAAGCGGCCUCUCGCCGUUUGCCGGCGAAAACGACAUUGAAACACUUAAAAAUGUUAAAGCUUGCGAUUGGGACUUUGAUGAAGAAGCUUUUGGUAAUGUAUCCGAAGAAGGCAAAGAUUUCAUCCGAAGAUUACUCGUCAAGAACAAAGAAAAACGCCUUACAGCCCAAGAAUGCUUAGUACAUGCUUGGUUAGCCGGAGACCACAGCAGCAAAACUAAAGAAAUCGAACAAACCAGAUAUCUCCGCAUCCGCGAUCAAAUCCGCGCUAAAUACGAAAAUUGGGAUAAAUAUAUUUUGCCAAUCGGCAGAUUAUCUGAAUACUCAUCAUUACGGAAAUUACUUAUGGAGAAAUAUAGAAUACACGAUUCAUUCUUCGAUCGCAGACAAGCCGCUCCUAGAUUUGUUAUUAAACCGCAAAGCGCGUUCUGCUACGAAGGACAGAGCGUCAAAUUUUAUUGCAGAGUUAUUGGAUGCGCUCAACCCACUCUUAGUUGGUAUCACAAUAACGUUGAAUUAAGACAAAGCGUUAAAUAUAUGAAACGUUACGUUGGAGAUGACUAUUAUUUCGUUAUUAAUAGAGCUAAAUUAUCUGAUCGUGGUGAAUACAUUAUUAGAGCAGAAAAUCAUUAUGGAUCUAGAGAAGAAGUGGUAUUCUUAAAUGUUCAACCUGUACCAACCGUUGUUCCGGAAUAUAGACCAGAAACGCAACCAGUGCGUAGACGCGAACCUCUUCCAUACACUUUCUGGCAAGAAGAACAAGAAUGUGCCCCAUCAUUUACAUUCUUAUUACGCCCACGUGUCAUGCAAGAACGCGACACUUGCAAAUUGCUUUGUUGUUUGAGCGGAAAACCGUUCCCAACCGUAAAAUGGUACAAAGAUAAGCGCGAAUUGAGUAAAUACGAAUAUUCCAUGUCGUCAUCGGACGGAGUAGUAACCAUGGAAAUAGUCGGAUGCAGACCAGGCGAUUCCGGAAAAUAUAGUUGUGUAGCAACUAACAUUCACGGCCAAGAUGAAACAUCCUGCGUGGUUAUUGUUGAAGGCGAAAGCAGCACCGCCGCACAAUCCGAAUUGGCGCAUAAAUUGUUGUACUCUGGUGAUAGAAAAUACAUCGAACAACCGAUUAAACCCGCACCUAUUCCGGUUACCAUCAAAAAGCAAAUUACAACACCCAGCGUUCCCCAACAAGCAAGCUCAAAAUUAGCAAGUUUAAACGUUGAUGGAGACAAGAAAUCGCCGAAAAAAUAUGGAAGGUUAGAUUCAACCGGAAGUCCUAACAGAUCUAGAAGUGCCACUAAAGAAUUAGCAUUGCCACCCGAUGAUUCCACAAUGUGCGCCCCAAGUUUUUCAAGAGAAUUAAAAGACUUGACCGUAAAUGAUGGUGAAAGUUUGACCUUGACAUGUUCAGUUGUUGGAGAUCCCGAACCCCAAGUCACUUGGACUAAAAGUGGAAAACCUCUAAGUUCAUCAGACGUAGUCGAUUUGAAAUACAAAAACGGCAUGGCCAAGUUACAUAUAAACGAGGUAUACCCCGAAGAUGAAGGUGAAUACGUUUGUAAGGCAACUAAUUCAGUUGGAACAACAGAAACUAAAUGCACUUUAAAAAUUAAACCAAUGGUAAACGGAAAGAAAAAGAGCAGUGAAGAUAAACCACCUAAAAUAGUAAGCCACCUUCAAUCAGCUUUCGUAAAUGAUGGAGAACCAGUAACAUUGUCCUGCCGUAUAAUUGGGGCGGAAAAAUUCGACGUAAUCUGGUUGCAUAACAACAAAGAGAUAAAACCAAGCAAAGAAUUUAAAUACACCAACGAAGCAAACAUUUACAAAUUAGAAAUUGGAGAAAUAUUCCCGGAAGAUUCGGGAGCUUACACAUGCGAAGCGUUUAACGAUGCGGGAGAGAGCUUCAGCAGUUGUACAUUGAACGUAGUCGUGCCUGGAGAGCAACCGAAGAGCCCAGUGUUCAAAACAUUCCCUACGUCGGUAACGAUUUCGGUCGGAGAGGCCGCCUCCUUCCAAACUGAAACGGAAGACGAGCCCCUCCAAAUCAACUGGCUCAAAGACGGCAAACAAAUCAAAGAAAACACCGCCAAAUAUAGGUUCACGGCUGACGGAAAACGUUAUAGCUUGCAAAUUUUGAACUGCGACCAUAACGACAUCGGUCAAUACCAAGCGAAAGCUAUAGGAAAGAAAGGUGAAACCUUCGCGGCCUUCUCACUCAACGUUGUUCCAUUGGGUGAACUCUAAAGUUCUGACUUCGACAACCAACAAAAAAAAAUAUUUUUAAAUAAAACAAAAAAAAAGCCUAAAUCCCAAACGAACGAAUUGCUCCGAAGAACUUGUAUUUAUGUAUCAUAUGUUGUGUAAAAUAUAAUUUUAAGUGUUUUUUGAUAUCGUCUCGAUGGGUUUGGGGUUUGCACCCAAAGUCACAUCUGCUAUCACGCGCCAGCAUCCUCAACUUUUUUACCAUCUAAAAACGAACGUGUGAUAACGGUCGUGUUUUCGUGCGAACCCCAGAGCUUUAAGUUUAAUCCGAACGACCUUUUUUAUUUAUUUGAUUUUUUUUUCUCUGGCAUUCUUAAUUUUUCUAGCGAACUGGAGCAAAUUACGACACAUGACACACUUAUUACUAAUUGUAUGAAAAAAGAUUAUACUAUAAAAUAAUUUUAGUGUGAAAGUGCUUGUGCCAUAUUUUCAUUACGCCAUCGUUUUUUCGUUGAUUAUUAUUAAUUAUCAGGAUACGAUUAUGUUUUCAUAUUCGCAUUGUCGCUUAUGCAUAGCAAACAGAACUCUGUAUCAUAUUAUGUAAAAAAUAUACGAAUUUAAAAAUU
This is a messenger RNA of Onthophagus taurus, 27070 nucleotides long. Lineage: Eukaryota; Metazoa; Arthropoda; Insecta; Coleoptera; Scarabaeidae. The record is from RefSeq and is a predicted model, not a curated record.